Anopheles coluzzii is the source of this 818-nucleotide messenger RNA. RefSeq lists its product as uncharacterized. NCBI's taxonomy places the organism in Eukaryota, Metazoa, Arthropoda, Insecta, Diptera, Culicidae. Gene Ontology annotation, molecular function: odorant binding. Bases 46 to 660 code for a protein of 204 amino acids. The transcript has 2 exons. The record is from RefSeq and is a predicted model, not a curated record.
ACAGUUGCAGUGUUUCCAUACUCGUUCAGUAAGUUCAGACAUACGAUGGGAAAGGUGUUGAUUCUGUUUGUCGGUGCGCUCGUAGUGGCCAGUGUCGCAGCAGGACGAUUUGAGCGAUCGGUAUUUGCGCCGAGGAUAAAGCGCGAUGCCACGAUGCGCUGUUGUAACGAUGGAUUCGAAAAGAGUGAAGUACAUGCCAAGUUCGCUGAAGUCCGGACUGCCUGCAUGGAGGAGCUUGGUCUGGGUGAAACCACUCAUGAAGAACUGAUCAAAAACCGAGAACAUCUGAACUGCAUCACCGAGUGUAUCGCCAAGAAGGAGGGUAUUGCGGACGAGAACGGCGCACUGCUGCACACCGACCUCGCCAAGGUAGUGCUGGAGCACAUGAGCACCAUCGAGUGGAAGGUACCGCUCGCGGAAGGCUUCAUCCAGCAGUGCUUCGAUGAGGUUGAGCUAACGGACGGUGCCUUCGUACCGAGCGACGAGGCAAAGUGCAACCCGGAAGGGUUCGACUUUGUGUUCUGCCUGUGGCGUCAGUUUACCCUAGCCUGUCCGGAGGAGUUCCGGGACGAUUCGGAGAAGUGCGUCGAGCUGCGGGACAAGCUCACGAACAAGGAGGACGUGAGUGACUUGCACGAUGAUAUAGAGGCGGCUGAGUAGGGCGGCUAGCUGGGUGCGCGCGCCUAGAUGUAUGCAACCGGAAUGACACCGACCUAAUGCUGCUGCUGGAGAAAAGAUUUAAACUUACGGUUAGGUAUCCGUUGCGAACGAAAUAAUACAAUGAAUAAAUAAUACACGAUCAUGCCCCCAAUUUGAAA